Miscanthus lutarioriparius is the source of this 714-nucleotide messenger RNA. Lineage: Eukaryota; Viridiplantae; Streptophyta; Magnoliopsida; Poales; Poaceae. The record is from the annotation of a GenBank genome assembly.
AUGGACGAGGACUGGGAGCUCCUCCUCGCGUCCCCCAAGGCGGCGGCCGCCGAGCCGUACUCCGGCGGCGGGGAGGACGACGCCGGCGCCAUCAAGCACGACUACUUCGACCUCGGCUCCGACGCCAAGUACCCCCGGAGAGCGUCUCUGUCGAAGGGGAACGAGGAGGAGGGGCUUCUCGGGGCGUUGGACAACGCGAGCUGGGUGGAGCCGGAACCUGACGACCUUCUCUUUCCCGGCCGCGACCGCGCGGCGCUCUGGUCGGACUCGUCCUCCGACGGGGAGAGGCCCGAGGUCGAGGCUACCGAUCCGGUGGAGCGGGCCAGGGAGGAGGCCGGGGUCACGGAGGCCGCCGCGGCUGAUGUGGGCGAGGGGGCCGUGGCGAAGGUGGGAGGACCGGUCCCGUGGUGGAAGCUGCCGCUGGACGCGCUGCGGGUGUGGGUACUGCGCGCGGCGAGGAGCGCCUGGUCGGUGCCGUUCGCCGUCGCGCUGCUUGGAUUCGCCGUGCUCGGCCGCCGGCUGUACCGGAUGCGCCGCCAGAGCAAAGCCGUCGCGCGCGUCCGCCUCGUCCUCGACGAAAAGAAGGUCUCCCAAUUCAAGGGCCAGUCAUCACGUCUGAAUGAAUCCAUGACGAUGGUGCGGCGAACUCCUAUCAUAAAACCUAUGCUUCCUGCCAAUGGAGUGACUCCAUGGCCUGUGCUGGGGCACCUGUGA